Mycena indigotica is the source of this 1587-nucleotide messenger RNA. Its product is annotated as polymerase II transcription elongation factor. Lineage: Eukaryota; Fungi; Basidiomycota; Agaricomycetes; Agaricales; Mycenaceae. The record is from RefSeq and is a predicted model, not a curated record. The coding region runs from base 31 to 1587 and encodes 518 amino acids. The transcript is spliced from 3 exons.
CUUAAACCACAACCUACCACAACCACCGCGAUGGGAACGCGUGGGUACAGAGUGUAUCGCUACAAACGCCGCUAUUUCGUCACAUACAACCACUACGACAGCUACCCAAGAAUUUUUGGCGUGCAAGUCAAGAAAGAGGUACCAUCCGACGCAGUAGAAUAUCAGCUCUGGCUCGCAACGCUUCGCCAAAAGCUCGAGAAAGAAUUGGAGGCUCAUGCUGUUGACAAGAACGCGUCUGACUUUGAAAUCUUCCACCGCCCACCCGUGAAUGAUAUCUUCAUCGAGUGGAUUUAUGAGCUGGAUCUGGACAAUGAACUGUUUCUUGUUGAUAACUGUCCGAUUUUCUCGUUGAGGAACAUCCCCGCUGACGAUGAUGUGUUCUGUGCCUGCAUUGGAUUCAACAGCUAUGGCCACCGGAGCUAUUCGCCACGGACACCCGUCGAAUACCGCGACAGCUGGGUCGUUGCGCCGCCGCUCGUUGAUCAGGCAGCCAUUGCAGCUUACGCCGCUCUUGGGCCCGAGAUACUUGGCAUCGACGCCAUUUUAGACCGUCCGCCAGACAGGGAACCUCCACAGUGGGAGUUGGCCCGCAUCGCAUUCUAUGAAAUCGUUGUGGGCGGACGAAUGCGCGCCCAAUCAUUUGCAACGUCCAUUCAUGUGCUGGAAACUGUGAGGGAUCGCAGGGAUAUUCCCUUAUACAUCUCCUCAUGGGGAGCUGCGGUUCUGAGGCUGGGAAUACAGCGUCUCGACCUGAAUAACAUCAAAAACCGGAAACCUGGCUCCACCAUCGAUUCCGCACCUGUCUCGGCCCAACAGCUGCUCUGGAUUGUCCCCGAUACUGUUUGCGUACGAUUCUGCACGCACCUUGACGACGAGCGGGUUUGGAAGAAGGAGGCAGGUGAAAUGGGACACGAAAUGGAGCAAGUAGAGUCUGAAACCGUGUUCGGAAUCCUGUUUUCGCUUUUCCACUGCGCAAUCAUGAAGCGGGCGGACGGAAAAUUGCAAGUCACCCAAGCGAUGCAAUUCUUGCCAUCAUUGCACACAGACAACCCUUCAACUCCGGGCAUCGCGGCAGUUGCACGGCUCGGGCUAUGCGAAGCACUCAACAAACCGAGCGUAACCCGAAAGAGUCUACCCGGUCAUUUUCUGUCCUCCGUUCCUCCAGAAAUCAUUCAACAUAUAGUUGAGGAUCUCUCUACGACAGACCUGGACCACCUCUCGUGGGCAGCGCCCGCAAUAUUCGAGCCUCACGUGGACACCCUUCUGCGGCGUUAUUCGUAUGUCGGCGAGUAUCGCCUUGACCGCGUUCUCCCGGAGUCCGUCCCCUCCAACCUAAUCGAAGACGAAGACCUCCAAGGAUCCCCGUCGGGCCUGCCUGCCGCUCAUUCGCACUACUUCUCCGCGACCUUUCUCGGAAAACGGCAGUCCCAGGCCGCUGUGGAGCCUAAAAAUAUGGCAGACAUCCCAAAGUUGCAGGUUAUGAUCAACUCUGACAUGGUCUACCUCGACUAUGAGGACAAAUCGGUGGGAAAUUUCCAGUAUUGGGGCGAUGACUACUGGGAGUCUGAGAGUCACGACGACGACUAA